CGGCCAUUGAGAAAUACCGUACGAGCUGUGAUUGGUCACAGCUUGUCACAUGGUAAAAGGCUGUUGUGAAUAGCCUUGUACCAUGUGAUCAUUCACAGAUUUCACUAGUAGUAAGCAAUGAUUCCAGUGGCAGCGUGCUUUACACCACUGCAUCUGCCGCUUUGCAUUGCACUUGGUGAUGUAAGGCUUGGAUGCAGCUGCUUGGCUAUGGAAACCAAUUCCAUGUAUACAGUUGGCGACUUCUGCGCACUUCCACAUGCGCUGACCCCACUCUGUCAUUUUACGUGGCCUACCACUUGGUGGCUAAGUUGCUGUUGUUCUCAGUUGCUUCCACCUUGUUAUAAUCCCACUAACAGUUGACCGUGGAAUAUUUAGUAGCAAGUAAAUUUUACUGAUGGAUUUAUUGCACAGGUGACAACCUAUCACGGUACCACGUUUGAAUCCACUGAGCUCCUGAGAGCGACCCAUUCUUUCACAAAUGUUUGUAGAAGCAGUCUGCAU
Molecule: messenger RNA, 501 nt
Organism: Staurois parvus
Lineage: Eukaryota; Metazoa; Chordata; Amphibia; Anura; Ranidae
Source: the annotation of a GenBank genome assembly